AGCAGGCUUAUAGAUUUACCUUGUGAUCAACAAUAUGCGUAACUUUUUCUACUUUGUCACUUAAAUCUUUCAUUGUAACAGAUGGCUCUGCCAAUUGUAAAUAAAUGAUUACGUUAUAACGUUUCUUUUUCCACAAAUGGUUAUUAAGCAUUUAUUAAGCGAUCGUGUAUGCGGUUCUUGAAGUAUUCUCUACCAAAACGGGUGUAUGAUAAAACAAACGUGUUUUAUGUUGGCGAAAAAAUUUAAUACAUCGGAGAAUGAAAUGUUGUAGGUUCUACAUUCACGUUAAGACGUUUAUUAAUUAGUACAGAAUAGACUUAAAGAACAAAGAAGAAUCGACUGUUCGAAGAGCUGAUAUUUUUUGGUCUCUGCUGUUCUGCAAACACGUUCCAGCAGGUUUUCGAUGGCCAAUAUAUUUACACAAAUGUAUGAAGAAGAAUCUAUUAUUUUACAAUACACUCACAUAUAACUAAACCCCCCGUUAUGUAACUCUCCAAUUAUGUAACUUUAGCUUGGUAGCACUGUCUGUACAAGAGAUAUAAGCAAAACGUCAAGUCAGAGCAAUACAGUUCUCGCACAACUCUCGUCGUCGUUGCGAUUUACUCUAUUAAUCCAUCAAUCGCCGGAACAACGUCUCAUUCAAAAUGUGGUCCGUGGUCGUCACGCUUGUCAGUGUGCUAUAUAUAUUAAUACCAACUACGCAAUCUCAUGCUCUAUGCGAAGAUCCACAAGGCCGUCAAGGCAUGUGCGUCAAUAUCAAAAGAUGCUCAAGGUUAUUAAAUUAUCUGCAAUCAAAUCUUCAUGAUCCUCAAAUAGGUGACUACCUUCGUUCUUUCUCUUGUGGUUUCGAAGGUUCAGAUCCUCUGGUCUGUUGUUCAAACAAUGGAGGUAACGACGUGGACUAUGGAGAUCGACAAAAACCCCUUACAACUGAGUACGGUCCUCUGUAUCCGCCCGAAUGCGGCUUCUCUAAUGUGUCGCAGCACAGAUUCAUUGGUGGCGAGCCGGCUCCAUUAGGUGCUUGGCCUUGGAUCACCAUUCUGGGUUACACGGAUUCGCAAGAUCCGAAUGCCACGAGAUGGCUUUGCGGCGGUGUCCUGAUUUCGAGACGACACGUACUCACUGCUGGACAUUGCGUACACAGACGCAAUGAUUUGUACAAAGUGCGCGUCGGCGACUUGGAUUUGAAUAAUGACAACGACGGAGCAUAUCCGUUUGAGGACUUUAUUGAGAGACGAGUGGUACAUCCUCAAUACGAUCCCACAACUUACACGAACGAUAUAGCGGUUCUCAAGACGACUCGAGAUGUGCCGUUUACACUAAAACUUCAUCCCAUUUGUCUCCCAGCGGAUAGUCAUCAUCGAAACAGAAAUUUGUCGGAUACAUUUCCACUCGUCGCCGGAUGGGGAUCCAUUUCUUUCCAUGAACCCAUGUCCAGUCAUCUGAUGCAAAUACAAAUUCCUAUACGUCCGGUACAAGAUUGUAAAGACACCUACCAGAACCUUGGGACAACUGUGACAGAUAAUGAUUUUUUGUGUGCAGGCUUUAAAAUAAAUCCCCGAAAAUAUCAGGGUGACAAUGGAGGACCAUUGAUGUCUCCUAGUGACAUAACAAAUGGUAUAUAUUAUGUUAUUGGGGUGCUAUCUUAUAGCUCCAAUUACACUAAUCAACAUCCUCGUGUAUACACGAAAGUUACAAGUUUCCUCGAAUUUAUCACCGGAGAAAUGGUAUAAAUUAAACUGAUAUUAAAUUGAUCCACGCGAAAAAUUAACAGUGGAGUCUCGGAAAGUUCGUUGUAAAAUAAUUUUUCUUAUGAGAUUGCGAUAACCGCGUGUAUUCUCAUACACAUAUAGACACACACACAACUACCCUCUCAAAUCAAGCAUUAAAAACAAAUUUGCGUCCGUGAUACACUCAAUGCUUUCUUUUUUACUUUGUUACUUAAUCUACAUAUGCGAAUCAAUAUUUCGUGCGGAAUGCACAUUGCCGAACUUUUAUAACAACUCUAAAAAUCUAUUGCCGAGAAGGUUUAUGUAGUUACAUUGUGAUCAACUCUACGUUAUUUUUUCCACUUCGACGUUUGGAACUUUCGUCGUAACAUGUGACGUUGCCAAUUGUAAAUAAAUAAAUAAUUACAUUACGUUA
Molecule: messenger RNA, 2145 nt
Organism: Dinoponera quadriceps
Lineage: Eukaryota; Metazoa; Arthropoda; Insecta; Hymenoptera; Formicidae
Product: venom protease-like
Exons: 7
Coding region: 645-1733 (362 amino acids)
Biological process (GO): proteolysis
Molecular function (GO): serine-type endopeptidase activity
Source: RefSeq, a predicted model, not a curated record